GUGUCUGUCUGUGUGUGUGUGUGUGUGUGUGUGUGUGUGUACGUAUGUGUCUCCCUUGUGGGAUGCUCCCUUCCCAAAACAAUAUAAAAGCUUUAUCAGAGGCUUUGGCCAACUGUGCUCUGACCUGCCUCCCUCCCUAUCACUUGUCUCUCUCUCUCUCUUUCUCUGACUCCCCGUCCAUCCUACCCCAGCUCAAGCGGGAGGCUUCAGUCACCCUCCAUCAGCAGCAGCAACAGCAGCAGCAUCACCAGCACCAUGGCCCCAAAGAAAGUGGAGGUCAAGAAGCCUGAGCCCAAAAAGCCCGAGCCAAAGAAGGAGGCGGCUGCCCCGGCCAAACCGGCCCCGACUCCAGCACCGGAGCCAGAGGUACCCAAGGAGCCCGACUUCGACCCCAAGAGCAUCACCGUGGAGUACACGGCUGACCAGAUCGAAGAGUUCAAGGAGGCCUUCCAGCUGUUUGACCGUACGCCCGCCGGCGAGAUGAAGAUCACCUUCGCACAGUGUGGUGACGUCAUGCGGGCCCUGGGUCAGAACCCCACCAACGCCGACGUGCUGAAGGUUCUGGGCAAGCCACGGCCGGAGGAGAUGAGCAGCAAGAUGGUGGACUUCGAGACCUUCCUGCCCAUGCUGCAGCACAUCUCACGAUCCAAGGACAAGGGCAACUUCGAGGACUUUGUGGAGGGCCUGCGCGUCUUCGACAAGGAGGGCAACGGCACCAUCAUGGGGGCUGAGCUCCGUCACGUGCUGGCCACCCUCGGUGAGAGGAUGACGGAGGACGAGGUCGACAGGCUGAUGGCAGGGCAGGAGGACGCUAACGGCUGCAUCAACUACUCCUCUUUCGUCAAGCACAUCCUGUCUGGGUGAGAUGGACUUGUACACAGGAAAAAAGGACAAAACAAGUUGUGGGUUUUGAAUUAAUCUGAUCUCAGUUCUUAACUGGGCACAACAAUAUUGGCACAUCUUAAUUUCUGUGAAACAGGAGCAUGGCCUCCGUGUGCACAUGUAAUAUCGCACAAAUUGUAAUAAAUAAGAUCAUCAACCGUGAAA
Messenger RNA from Clupea harengus (Atlantic herring), 1047 nucleotides. Its product is annotated as myosin light chain, embryonic. Gene Ontology annotation, molecular function: calcium ion binding. Lineage: Eukaryota; Metazoa; Chordata; Actinopteri; Clupeiformes; Clupeidae. Gene Ontology annotation, cellular component: myosin II complex. The record is from RefSeq and is a predicted model, not a curated record.